Messenger RNA from Lactuca virosa, 315 nucleotides. The record is from the annotation of a GenBank genome assembly. NCBI's taxonomy places the organism in Eukaryota, Viridiplantae, Streptophyta, Magnoliopsida, Asterales, Asteraceae.
AUGCGACUCUUUGAUGACGUUCCUUCUGAAAAAGCAUUUCAAGUUUCUACGGGUGCAAAAAGGAAAGAACAUGUAAAGUCAUUAUCUGAAACUCAAUGUUAUUACUCUCACAGAUAUGGACAUAUUAUGAAAUAUUGCAAGAAAAAGAAAGAGGAUGAGAGUGCAGAUGCAAACUUCAAUUAUGGAAAAGAAACAAAAGAAGGAGAUACUGUUUUUAUGGCACUUGAGGAUCUUGAAGCCUUAGUAGAUGAUGCAUGGCACGAUGAUGAUGAUGAUGUCCUUGUGAAAAGAAACAAGGUGAUGGAUGAUGAAUGA